Pygocentrus nattereri (red-bellied piranha) is the source of this 4942-nucleotide messenger RNA. Its product is annotated as butyrophilin subfamily 1 member A1-like. The transcript is spliced from 12 exons. Bases 443 to 1996 code for a protein of 517 amino acids. The record is from RefSeq and is a predicted model, not a curated record. Gene Ontology annotation, molecular function: protein binding. NCBI's taxonomy places the organism in Eukaryota, Metazoa, Chordata, Actinopteri, Characiformes, Serrasalmidae.
UCUUAUACUAAUAAUAGGCUGGUGCUGAUGUGCAGGAGAGGCAGGGAGUCUGAGUGUUUAAGGGUGAAUCGAUAUGAAAGUGUAAGUCCACCAACUCAUCGCCCCUCAUUUAACACGAGGAGGUGCUGCCUUCCCUUCGCAAAGCCUUUGGCCACAGUAUUGCCGCCUUUCAUGGCAUUAACGCCGCUUUAAUGUCGUUAUUCUGCUACUUUUUUCUCGAAAUAUUACGACUUUAUUCUUGAAGUCUAUUUCUUGUUUUUAUUAACAGGCCCUAAAACGCCAGCUCACGAAACCUUGAGACCCUUUUUUGAACGCAGGCACGCCCACCUACCCUACACUGCGUCACGACUGAAAGUGAAAGUACAUAAGAAAUUUUGGCUCAAGACUCGAGGGGCUGUGGCCACUGAACACAGAUCACAGAUAAAUAGGAUUACAGGACGAAAUGCUAACGUUGGCGGUCAUCGUGUUGCUCUGGCCUCAGCUCACUCAGGGCUCAGAUUCUCUCCCUGUAAAAGUUGCUAACGCUGCAGUCAUAGGGAAGCUUGGUUCCUCUGUGGUUCUCCCCUGUUGGCUCGAUCCUUCACUGGACAUUAGUAACAUGGAGAUCCGUUGGUACCGUCCACACAAGUUCGGCAAACCUGUCUUGUUCUACCGUGACCACAAGGUCACAACGGACCUCCAGGAGGAGAGCUAUAUUAACCGGAGCGCUCUGGCCCUGCGUGAACCGCAGUCAGCUGGGCUGAAAGUAGGAGACUUGUCCCUGAGGCUGGAUAACCUGAACACAGAUGAUGGAGGUAUUUUUCACUGCUUCGUGAGUGGGGUCAGUGGAUAUGGCUCUGCUGCUACAACUCUCAAUAUACUUGUUCAAGGCUCUUCACCUGUCCUGUCGGUGCAGUUCAAGGAUGACUUCCUGAAUGUUAGCUGUAGCUCCUGUGGGUGGCAGCCACAACCCCGUAUUGAGUGGAAGUCUAACAGGAAUACUCCCUUUCGUCCUGGAGGUCUCGUCUACAGUCAAGCAGAAAAUAAACUGACCUGUGUCCAGAGCUGGGCCCUCCUCUCCCCUUCCUUUCACGAGGUCUCUUGCUCUCUCUUUAUUACUAAAGGAGAUGAGAGGGAAAGCACUGUGGACAUUCAGACCAUUUCUCGCUUAAUGGUUCCUGCGGAAGAUGGUUCUGGAUUCUGGAAGGCCCUGUUUGCUGUGGCACUGUUAGCGGCUUUGGCCAUGAUUGGUGUCGGUGUCUUCCUCUACGGAAAAUAUAAAACAGGAUACAUGCAGGCUAAAGCAGAUGAAGAAGAUCAACGUAAAGAUGAAGAAGAUCAGCGUAAAGAUGAAGAAGAUCAACGUAAAGAUGAAGAAGAUCAACUUACAGUUUGCAGUAAGCCCAGCAUAACAGACUUGAGAAAACAUGCAGUGAACAUCACUUUAAAUUCUUCGAACGUCUACCCAGAUGUAUUUAUUAAUUCUAAUCGCAAUGUGGUAAGAGAUCGUGCCAGUGCUGCAGAGAACAACAAAGGACCUGGUUUUCCAUACUAUUUAUCUGUAUGUGGAAUCAACAGUUUCACCUCAGGUUGUGCAUACUGGGAAGUGAAACUGACAGCACCUUCCACAAAGCCCAAAAAGUCAUGGCUUAUUGGAGUUACUAAAGCUUCACAUUACUUAAACAAUGAUAAGAAUGAUCUUACCCCUUCAAAAGGUUUUUGGUUUCUUUGCUCAGAUGAAGAGACUGGUAUCCAUAUCAAUACAGAACCUGAAAUUUCACUCCCAGUAAAUCCAAGUCUUGAGGUUGUUGGAGUUUUUUUAGACUAUGAGAAAGGUGAGCUUUCAUUUUACAACGCUAAAAAGGAUGUACAUCUCUUCACUAUGAAAACCAAAUUCCAAGGAGAGAUUGUGCCUUUCUUUAACCCAGGAAUAGGUGAUAAGGCUCCACUUACAAUUAACCUCAUUGAAUCCAUCACUGAAUCCAGAGGUGAGUCUGCAGAGAACGCUAGCGCAUAAGCUAGUGACGUGUAGGCCGAAAUUAAAUUUUGGGUAUCCCUGUGAAAAAGAGGGUAGGCCACCAAGGUAGAUUUUAAACACAUAUUCCCACCACAUCACAUCUUUCUAUAGACUAUUACUAACAGCACUGUAAUAACCAUCUGGCCCAAUCCAUAUGGUGCCACAAACAACUGUGUACACACCAACAAGACUACAUUCAUAUAAGCCCAACCAAAACUGCAGUGCCCUUCCUGGAAGGUACGUGUCUGCUUACCACAGGCAUUUUUGCUAAGUGAAGACAACCUAACUGAGUACACAUAAGACAACUGAGCAAAGAAACAUAUACUGUAAAUCUGUUAACAUUCGGUAUUCAACUCUUAACAGUUCAACUCUACACAGUCUCUCAAAACGUUCUAGCAAUGAAGCAAUGCACUUGAGAAUAGAUUUUGGCAUGUCAAGUAACCUGUUAGAAGUGGAUGUAAACUUCGGUGUUUUAUCACCCUGAUAAAAAUGCUUGAUUUGCGGUUAACUAAGCAAAACUAUUAUGAAUAUCAUCUAUAAUAACAAUAAUAAGAUUAAAGAUAGAAAAUAAAAACUAUGCUAUUAAUUUCAGCACAUGCCAGUCCAGUACAAAAUUGGAAGUACUUAUUUAACAAGCACACUGGUAUAAACCUGUGGUCACCAACCUUGGUCUUGGAGCCUGGUUCCAACUCUAAUCUGUCACACCAGCUCCAGCUAAUGACAUGCUUGAUAUUCGUUGUUGGCUUUGUAGCAGAAUAAUAACCAAUAGUUUUUGUGUUUAUAUAUCUCUGUAUUUCAUCAGCUAAUUUGACCAUAUUAUCCAUAGCUCAACUGAGAUUAACUAUAAAGUUUCAGCCGUGAUCACGUUCACAUUCUGGCCACUUUAAGCCAUCUUACCUUGGCUCUGUCUGGUCAUAGAUUGUCACCAAAUAUUUGAGCAAAAACUUAAAUUUCCCUGCUUUAGAAAUGAAUGACAUGCUAAAUCAAGAACAAGAUUUGUACUUUUGUUCUAAAACAUCCUCCAGGACAGUAGAUUCACACGUUUAAGACUCCCCUGCAAAAAAAAAAGACUCCCCUGCAGAAAAUAGACCACUUUGCUCUUUUUAGCCUGUUUCUGAAUGGUGAGUAAAAAGUGCCAAAUGGAGAACAAACGGUCUUAAUGCCAUUUUAGAGCUCUAAUUACAUUUGGCAGCUAAGUUAAUGUUGAGGACCUUGUGGAGAGUAGAGCAUGGACAUAUUUUGUCUGAUAUUUGAAUAUUCAGCACUAACAUUAUAGCAAACUGCUGGACUGUAGGGAAUGUGACAUUAAGCUAACAUAUAAUUUUAUUCCUAUAGUUUAAGUGGACUGCUAGCUAUCAAGCGCUUGUAAAUGAAGUGCUGUUAACAAGUUUAGAAAAGCUUAAAUAACCUGAGUUUCGAUUGGGACUUGAGUAGCUGACCUAUACAUAUUGCUAUCAACAGAGAAAACCAACAGCAUUCUUUCUCUGCCAGUUCAUUGUAAAAAUGAGUAAAACUGCUGGUACUUUGUGCUGUGAAGAAAGCUUCACUGCUUUUGAAAGCUCUGGUUUUGCCAUCACUAGCAGUUAAUGUGGAUUGAAAGUUGUGUACAAGAGGCAUAGGUGGCUAGGUGGACAGUCAAACAAAGGAGCCUAACAGGUAUCUAAUUGAAGACUGAAGGUAUUACACAAACUGACAAACUGGUGCGCCCUGCUGGUUCAGCUUAAAGCUACUAUUUUUUGCCUUGUGGCUUAAUUGCUUUCCCUACCAUGUGUACUCAAGAAAUGCAACAGCCAGGCUUACAUAAACAAAUAUUCACUAGCUAAAGUAUUCCUACAGCAAAGGUUUAUCUGUUGUUACAAGCUUGACACCGUAACAAAAGAAGAACCCAUGCUUUGGGUGCUAUGUAGAACCAGCACAUUUUCCAUCAGUCUGAAGAAAGCUUUCAGGAUGCAAAGAACCCUUUAAUCAUGCAAAGGGUUCUUUGAAUGUUAAUCGCUCUAUAGAACAAUUUUCUAAAAAGAACCAUCUUUUUAACAGUGUAGCAGAGGCAGUUUUGGACAUCUGUAUACCUGUAUUUUUAAAAUUAAUAGGAAAUAUAUGCUUGACUGCAUGUCUGGUGGGAUAUUCCAGGCCCCCCUGCACUUGCUGUUUUGCUCUUGCAGACUGGGAAAAUGCAGCCAAUGACAGCAGGCUUGGACAACAGACAACUGUACAGUUUGUAGAAACAAUAGCUUGGUCAAUACUGACCAAUACGUCUACUAAGAAACAUUUGGUUGUGCAAGAGCAUAUCUGUCAGCAAGUAUAAACUACACAGACAUUUGUUGUUGGUUCCAAAAUGUAAACAGACUGCAUUCAAGCCUUAAGGUCUGGGUUUAAUAUGUAUUAUUAUUAUAUAACUUUUUUUAAAACACCAUUUUUAAGACAUCUGCUAGUGUUCAUUGUUACAAAGCUGUAUAAUGCUGCCAUUUGUGUGUUAACCUUGAUUCAGUUUACGUGAAUAACUUAAAAGGUGUUUUAUGUUUUUUAUUUCUAUAUUUCAUCAACUAAUUUUACCACAUUAUCCAAAGCUCAUUUGAGUUCAGCUAUGAAGAUUCUGUCAAGAUCACGAUCACAUGGUGGCCAGUUAAAGAGAACUUACCUAGGCCCUGAUCAUGUCAUUGAUUUUCACAGAAAUAUUUGAGCAAAAACUUCAAUUUAGUUCAAGCAACAAUGCAGAAUUUAAAAGCUCUGAUUCAAGUAAUUUUAAAGUUAUGAAAUUUGAAAGUUUACCCUAUGAGACUCUAAAUUGCAUUUUUGUUAGAAUUUACCAGAAAAGAGCUUAGUUAAGAUUAAGAGACCCUUAUUAGUUCCACAACAAGGAAAUUUCACCUCCGCAUUUAACCCCUCCGUGAAGUGAAACACCACAUGCACUCUAAGGAGCAUACACACACUAGGGGACAGUGAGCA